Caenorhabditis remanei is the source of this 603-nucleotide messenger RNA. RefSeq lists its product as uncharacterized. The transcript has 4 exons. Bases 1 to 603 code for a protein of 200 amino acids. NCBI's taxonomy places the organism in Eukaryota, Metazoa, Nematoda, Chromadorea, Rhabditida, Rhabditidae. The record is from RefSeq and is a predicted model, not a curated record.
AUGUCUACCAGCGGGAAUGCAGACAAAAAAGUGAUUCAAGUCAGAAAAAGUCCAGUCAAUCUACUUCUAAAACUGAAGUCAAUCACGGAAGAAGCUGAGAAGCUCUCCAUCAACCUCAACGCCCUUCAAAAAUGUCUCAUGGAAUCAGUUGACGUUGAAGAAAAUGAUGACUUCGCCUGUUUCUCAAACCCGUAUCGCCAUCCAAACUAUCUCUGGUCAUUCGCUAUCCGUGUCUGGUAUCUUGCUGGAUUUGUUACACCUUCUGAAUCAGAGAACACAAUUCUGACUCAGGAGAUGAUUGAGCGUUUUUUGAAAGCAACUAUGGAAGUGUCCUUUGAGGCUUUUUCUGGACCUUAUGGACUGAGAGAUAUCCACUCGAAGAUUAUGAGAGAUCGAGAAUACGGAAAUAUGAAACUGUGCCAAAUCUUGAUCAUCGUCGAAAAGUUCACCAAGGUGAUGAUGGUGAAGAAGGAGAAGGAUCGGAUGACUUCAGCUACGGUGGCAACUCAAACUUCGGAUGAGGCAGAAAUCUCGGAUAAGAGCGAACUAUCGGAGUUCGUCGACUGCUUCCAAAAGCUCCCUAUCUCCACUUCCGAUAAAUGA